AAUCUAAAUGGAACCCCCCAACCCCCAGCCUCGUCUCUCCCCUCACCUCGUCAGUCGUCACUCUCAGUCUCUCACGGCCUCAUCACCUCAUCACUCUCUUGGUCUCGCACUCAUCUGAGACUGAAGGUCGUCGUCGCGGUCUCGUGCCCCUGCGUUCGCUUCGUCGGCGGCAGAAGCAGACGGAACCAAUCAAGCAGCAUCUGCUCCUUUGGGUGGUGGUUGUGGUCGUCUUCUUGUUUCGUCGCCGUCUCGGAACCAGUCAACCAGCAAAAAAAAUGAGAAGUGGUCUGAUAUGGGCUACAGCUGAGGAUUUAGCUAAGAACAGAGGGCGAGUCCUGUCACUAUACCGUCAGAUAUUGCGAAGCCUUAACUCGCCGAAGUUGCCACUCACAUUUGCAGCUAGAUUAGCGAAGAAAGCAGAGGUUCGUGCAAUGUUCUGGGUAGGUUCGGACGAGCGCUCAUUGCACAAUAUUGCUGACCUCAUUGAUGCCGCAGAGUACUCUCUUUCCUUUCUCAAGAAAGGCGAGCUUCCUCCUCGCUACAUCACCUAAUUAUUUUUUUUUUUCUUUUUUGCAAUUUAUUUGUUAUGCAUUUGUUAUUGUGCAAAGUAGUUGGGAACUAAAAAGGAUAUAUUGCUCAAUGAUCAUGUGAUAGUUAAUUAAGAAUUUCCUAGUCCCUGUCAUGGCUAAGAAUUCUAGGCUGGCCCUUGAGUUGGAGGACUAUUAUUCUGUUGAUUGCAGUUUCAAAGUCAAUCUAGCAAAGCCAAGUUAGCUUAAGCUUUUCUCUCUUUUCUGGGGGUGCAAAGUGUAUUUUCACGGUGACAACUACUAUAAGCAAUAUAUAAACCACCAAAUAUAGCUUACUGGCUACGCUCUAAAUGUCUAAUAAUAGGUACAAAUGUGUCUUAUUAUCUGACAUUUUUGUUGUUGGAGAAGGAUUUGGAUUUGCACUUAACUGAAUUGUUGACUAUCUACUUGAAAACAAUUCUCUCAAUUGCUGAGGUAGUAGUAUUCACAAUUGUCUACUUAGUGGGGAUGUGGAUUUAGAGGUUGGAUCAUCUUUUUCAUUUGCUAGGGGCCCUUAACUGAACAAGAAACAAAGCAUGGCCAGCAAGUAGGUUGUUUUUAUCUCCAAGGACUAUGAAGGUGCAGGUGCACCUAUGAUUUAACAUAUCCUCAAACAAUGAUAAACCAGGUAGUAGGUUUUAUCCAUCAUUCAAAUCAUGGUAAUUAUGGAAAGUGGAUAAUCUUCACAGUGAGGCUUUGAUCAGUUCAAACAAACUUGUGCCUGAGACUUUCUAGAGUCCCCAUGACACCGGUGUCUAGAGUGAUGAAUCAACGUUGUAAAUAGGGGGUUUGCUGCCAUGGCUGGAUCUAUAGGAAACAUUUUCAACUGGAACAUGCAGAAGAUAGACAGGGAGUUUCAAUUAGUAGUUGUAUGCUUCUAGUUUUAGUUGCUGCAUACUGCUCUGUUUUGUGUUGCUGUCAACCUUAUUACGUCUGCUCUGGCUCUUUU
Molecule: messenger RNA, 1515 nt
Organism: Arachis ipaensis
Lineage: Eukaryota; Viridiplantae; Streptophyta; Magnoliopsida; Fabales; Fabaceae
Source: RefSeq, a predicted model, not a curated record